Messenger RNA from Tribolium madens (black flour beetle), 1642 nucleotides. Its product is annotated as solute carrier family 35 member E1 homolog. The record is from RefSeq and is a predicted model, not a curated record. Gene Ontology annotation, molecular function: antiporter activity. Gene Ontology annotation, cellular component: Golgi apparatus. Bases 42 to 1199 code for a protein of 385 amino acids. The transcript has 3 exons. NCBI's taxonomy places the organism in Eukaryota, Metazoa, Arthropoda, Insecta, Coleoptera, Tenebrionidae.
GAUGUCAUGUUGACAGCUCAUUGACAGUUGUGAUUGCCAGCAUGGCUGACCGCAAACACACUCGAGAGAUACUCACCGUAUUAAUCCUGUGUGUUUUGUGGUACGUUGUCAGCUCAAGCAACAAUGUCAUCGGCAAAACCCUCCUCAACGAAUUUCCCUAUCCGAUGACGAUGACAAUGGUCCAGUUGCUGUCAAUCACCGUUUUCAGUGGCCCCCUUUUCAACUUGUGGGGCAUUCGCAAGUACGCAGACAUCUCCUGGAGGUACUACUUCACUCUUAUUGUUCCCCUCGCCUUCGGGAAGUUCAUAGCAUCCGUAUUCUCGCAUGUCAGUAUUUGGAAAGUGCCAGUUUCUUACGCUCAUACAGUUAAAGCCACUAUGCCGCUUUUCACCGUUGUUCUUUCAAGGAUUCUCAUGAAGGAGAAGCAAACACUUAGGGUUUAUUUCAGUUUAAUCCCAAUUAUUACUGGGGUAGCUAUUGCCACCAUUACUGAAAUUAGUUUUGAUGUAAUUGGGUUGAUCAGUGCUCUGGUUGCAACCAUGGGAUUCUCAUUAAUGAAUAUUUUCUCAAAGAAAGUCUUGCAUGAUACAAACGUUCAUCAUUUGAGGUUGUUGCACAUUUUGGGGCGACUUGCACUCGUUAUGUUCCUUCCAGUUUGGGUCCUUGUUGACAUGUUCCGCCUUUUGAAAGACGACACUGUUGUAAAUGUAUCAAAUUUUCUGGAGAAAAAAAAUCUCAUCAGUUUGUUGCAGAAAUACCACGAUUAUAGAGUUAUAGGACUUUUAAUCAUGGACGGAGUUCUCAACUGGCUUCAGAACAUCAUUGCAUUCAGUGUUUUGUCUUUAGUGACCCCUUUGACAUACGCCGUCGCUAAUGCCAGUAAAAGAAUUUUCGUAAUAGCAGUCUCAUUAUUUAUUUUAGGAAAUCCCGUGACCGGGGCUAAUGUUUUUGGGAUGCUUUUAGCAAUUUUUGGGGUUUUAUUGUACAAUAAGGCGAAAUACGACGCCAAGCAAACGGAAAAGAAACAAACAAUACUUCCAUACAGCCAAAAUAGUUGGCAAGACCGGACGGGUUACACCGUCUUACAAAACGGUGAGGCCGUAAAACCGGUCAACGGUUUCACAGUCGUCAACGCCUCAAAUAAUAAUUCAUUUGUCUACAACUCAAAGUCCAGUUCUAGUAAUUUAUUGUUUGUGUGAGACACGUUAAGCUUAGCCAUAAUUUUUAAUGUUUACGACGGGAUUUGAAAUCCUGUGACAAUAGCGAAAUUAUCUUGGUUGUAAAUUUAGAAGUUGUAAGAUGCUAAAGUGAUCUGCAAACGGAAGUUCUCGCUAGUCACGAAAGUGCUUUUUACGAAUGUUACCAAACUCGAAAUUUACUUGUUUUUGUUGGUGCUCAACUACUUAUUACUUUUCUAAAGACUCCUUUAAUUGUUGUUAAGUAGGUAAUGAAAGUGUACCUAAUUGUACAUAUUAUAUAGUUGUGUUUUAUUUAUUUAUAUAUUCAUCAAGUAUUGUGGCCUCUAUGAUGAAAAAAUGCAGUCGCGGUUGAUUUUUUAAUGAUACCAUUGUUUUGAUCAUACAGUAUUUAUCAGCAAAAGUGUACAUAAAAAAGAAAAUAAAUAUUUUUAUACAAAUUUUCA